This is a messenger RNA of Olea europaea var. sylvestris, 764 nucleotides long. RefSeq lists its product as uncharacterized. Lineage: Eukaryota; Viridiplantae; Streptophyta; Magnoliopsida; Lamiales; Oleaceae. The record is from RefSeq and is a predicted model, not a curated record. Bases 13 to 390 code for a protein of 125 amino acids. Gene Ontology annotation, cellular component: plasma membrane. The transcript has 5 exons.
GCAGAUCCUGAAAUGCAAAAUUGCAUAGAGAAGACCCUUUACAGUGGUCAUGCUUCGUACAAAUUAUCCCUGUCGACUGGGUAUCUUGAUAUAUGGGAGCCAGCUACAUUGGCAAUAAAAAGGGAUGGUUACAGCAUCAAGUGUAAUGGGCCUAGUCGUGUUGUUGUCACAGAGAAGUUUUCACCAUCAAUAAUUGUCUCUAUUCCAUAUGGCAGUCCAACAGAAUUCUUCAUAAUUGAUUCUCAGGGGAUUGAGCAUCUUCUAAGGGUGGAACAUAGUUCAGCGGAUAUUAGUGGUUCAAGAGAUACAGUGGUUCUUACCCUGAGGUCAUUCAUCAUUAAGGCUGUUGAAAAGAAGAAAGGGAAUAAAAUAGGGUUUUUGUUCAAGUAGAGAACCAAAUCUGGAGGGUGCGCAAAAUCUAUAUGGUGGAAAUGUAUUUUGGGAACACCGUCAUGCAGGCAGGUGAGAAGAAGGGGGAGAAAAGAGGACUUCUUCAAGUAAAGAAUCAUCUUUGGAGGGUGCACAAGAUGUAUAUGGAGUAUAUGUAUCUUUUUUUAUUUAUACGAAAAUUGUAGAAGUCAAAUUGUAUGAAUCUCCAGCUCCCUCAGGUGGAUUUUAAGAGCUCUCUCAACCCCACCCCCACUCCCCAUUCCUCUCUCCUUUCGCCUACUUUCCUCCUCUUUAAUACACAAAUCAUUAAAAUAUGGCACUCCUGAGGUACUAAAAUUUUUCUCCUGAAAAAAGAAAAUAAUGUUAUUUCUGUA